CCUAUUCCCCAAUUCUUACCUCCUCUUCUGAGGCGGCACCCCGGGUCAAGUCAUGCCCUCCAACCCUACGUUGGAGUCAUGCCCAAGGCUUGGCCCCCUAGCUCACCUCCACCCUGCUGUCGCACCCCAUCUCUGCCAGCAACAAGGGGGAAUCAAGUAGGCAGGGUGCCAGCAACCAGAGGGAAGGGGUGGUGUCGCCGCUCUGCAGGGUGGGGCAUCCCCCUCCGCACACAGCCCAUCUGUAGUCAGGCCAGUGGGAGGAGCUGUCAUGCCCCCCCCACACCCCUGAGACCGCAGGGCUAUAAAGCUGCCCCGCAUCAGUCUGCGGCUCCUUCCCGCCCGGCCUAGCUCUGCCAAGCGCUGAAUGCCAUCUUCCGCCACCAUGAGCCAUCACUCGUCGGGCCUCCGGUCCAACAUCAGCUCCACCUCGUACCGCCGGACCUUCGGGCCACCGCCCUCACUGUCUCCCGGGGCUUACUCCUAUUCAUCUAGCUCUCGCUUCUCCAGCAGCCGCCUGCUGGGCUCGGCGUCCCCGAGCUCCUCGGCAAGGCUGGGCAGCUUCCGUGCCCCUCGGGCGGGGGCUCUGCGCUUGCCCUCGGAGCGCCUCGACUUCUCCAUGGCGGAGGCCCUCAACCAGGAGUUCCUGGCAACACGGAGCAACGAGAAGCAAGAACUCCAGGAGCUCAACGAUCGCUUCGCCAACUUCAUCGAGAAGGUGCGCUUCCUGGAGCAGCAGAACGCAGCCCUGCGCGGGGAGCUGAGCCAGGUCCGGGGCCAGGAACCGGCGCGCGCCGACCAGCUGUGCCAGCAGGAGCUGCGGGAUCUGCGGCGCGAACUGGAGCUGCUGGGCCGGGAGCGCGACCGGGUGCAGGUGGAGCGCGACGCGCUGGCGGAGGACCUGGCGGCGCUCAAGCAGAGGCUGGAAGAAGAAUCCCGCAAGCGGGAGGACGCGGAGCACAACCUGGUGCUCUUCCGUAAGGACGUGGACGACGCCACCCUGUCCCGCCUAGAACUAGAGCGCAAGAUUGAGUCUCUGAUGGAUGAAAUUGAGUUCCUUAAGAAGCUACACGAAGAGGAACUUCGGGACCUGCAGGUGAGUAUGGAGAGCCAGCAGGUGCAGCAGGUGGAGGUAGAGGCGACUGUGAAGCCAGAGCUGACCGCGGCGCUGAGGGACAUCCGCAUGCAGUAUGAGAACAUCGCGGCGAAGAAUCUGCAGGAGGCAGAGGAGUGGUAUAAGUCCAAAGUGCGAGAACACGGGAGGACUCUGGGGGUGUGGGUCCUGGGGUGGGAGGCUCUGGGAACGGCGCUCAUCCCACCAGACCUGUCUGCCACUCCACAGUACGCUGACCUGUCCGACGCCGCCAACCGCAACCACGAGGCCCUACGCCAGGCCAAGCAGGAAAUGAACGAGUCCCGACGUCAGAUCCAGAGUCUGACUUGCGAGGUGGACGGGCUGCGUGGCACGAACGAGGCGCUGCUCAGACAGCUGCGGGAGCUGGAGGAGCAGUUCGCCCUGGAGGCUGGAGGGUACCAAGCGGGCACCGCGAGGCUGGAGGAAGAGCUUCGACAGCUGAAGGAAGAGAUGGCACGGCACCUGCGGGAGUACCAGGAGCUCCUCAAUGUCAAGAUGGCCCUGGAUAUCGAGAUCGCCACCUACAGGAAGCUGCUGGAAGGGGAGGAGAGCCGGAUCUCAGUGCCGGUUCAUUCCUUUGCCUCCUUAAGUUUAAAGACGACUGCGCCUGAAGUGGAGCCUCCCCAGGACAGCCACAGCCGCAAGAUGGUUCUGAUCAGGACUAUUGAGACUCGGGAUGGGGAGGUGGUGACAGAGUCCCAGAAGGAGCAGCACAGUGAACUGGACAAGGCUUCUAUUCACAGCUACUGAGUCCACACCCAGAGCUUUGACCCUGGCCUAAGCCUCUGAAGCUCAAACCCCAGCAUUAGUCGGUCUCCCAGCCCCUCAAUGCAUGUGGCAUGAUCCUGCCCAGCCAAGCUGCAGCCUGACAUGGCAGCUAGUCUCUCCCUGCCCUGACACAUAGGUGUGACCAAAGCCUUCCUGUCCUUGUAAGAGGCAGACAAAGAAACCCAGGACAAUGUAUCUGUUCAAGAAUGACCCCAAGGCCAGUGGGGUGGGCCAGUGAGUCUCACUCCAAAUCAAAUAAAAUGGCUACUGAGAGAAACUCA
This is a messenger RNA of Mesocricetus auratus (golden hamster), 2181 nucleotides long. It is a transcript of the gene Prph, whose product is annotated as peripherin. Gene Ontology annotation, cellular component: axon; plasma membrane; type III intermediate filament. The transcript has 8 exons. Bases 365 to 1882 code for a protein of 505 amino acids. Gene Ontology annotation, molecular function: structural molecule activity. The record is from RefSeq and is a predicted model, not a curated record. Lineage: Eukaryota; Metazoa; Chordata; Mammalia; Rodentia; Cricetidae.